UAAUUUUCUGGGAUUGCUUCUUUCUUCUCUGUUCAUCCUACAAGUCUCAAAAUCUUGACUCAUUCAAUUUGUUAAAAUGAAUCAAUCUCAUUGACUGGUUCUAGUGGAACUAGGCAUUCAAAUUCGGAGAGGCUUGACAUUGUAGUGUAAAGGGGGUUUAGAAUUGACAAGAAUUAUAUGAAAAUCCAAGUGCAUUGGUCACAUGUUUGACCUGACUUCAUGUCUGAAAAGGCAAGAAAUUAGAGGGCCUUACAUACACAAAGCUCAAAGUUGGGAAAACAAUCUUUUCACAUGAUUUCUACUGAAUGAGAGCUCUUUUUCAUAUUGGUGGAUAUGAAUACAUAGUCCAUCUCUUUCUGCCAGCUUUCAUAGCCCCAAUUUUCAGCCAAGUUCUUGCUGCUGGAUGCCCUAUACAUCAAACUAUUUAUUCAUAGCAAAGGAGGACAAGUUUUGGUGAUCAAAGAGCCAUGGCUUAUACUAAUUCAAGAUCUGUGAGGUUUCAUGAUGAUGUUGAAUUUGGGAAUUUCAAUAGUGAUAACUUGUUUAAGGUGCACUACAAGAUCGAUGGAACACGGGUGCCAGAGUCGAGCUCUAAGAAGACCGAAAAGCUGGCUGAUAAGGGUGGAAAAUCGUUGAAAGCCAAGGUGUUAUCUCGCGUCUUUUCAGAGGAUUAUGAGAGAGUAAAGAAGAGGAUUUUGGAUCCUCGCGGGCCUGCAAUCCGUAGAUGGAACAAGAUUUUCCUAAUAGCUUGUUUAGUAUCUUUGUUUGUCGACCCCCUAUUCUUUUACCUGCCAGUGGUGAGGCAGAAUCUCUGCAUCGACAUAGGAUUCACCCUUGAAGUUGUGUUAACAAUCAUAAGAUCAAUAGCAGAUGCCUUUUAUGCAAUCCAGAUUUACAUCAAGUUUCGCACUGCUUAUGUGGCGCCUUCCUCUCGUGUAUUUGGGAGAGGGGAGCUUGUGAUUGACUCGAAGAAGAUAGCUUCAAGGUACCUCCGGUGCUACUUCUGGCUUGACGCCAUCUGCGCCCUUCCUCUCCCUCAGAUGCUGAUUUGGGGGAUCAUCCCUAGCCUUAAAGGUUCAACAAUGACCAACACCAAGAAUGUGCUUAGGUUCAUAAUCAUAUUCCAAUACAUUCCAAGACUUUUUCUUAUGUUUCCUCUCUCCUCACAAAUUGUGAAGGCUACUGGUGUUGUCACAGAAACAGCUUGGGCUGGAGCUGCUUACAAUCUCAUGCUAUACAUGCUUGCAAGCCAUGUUUUGGGUGCUUCUUGGUAUCUUCUAUCAAUUGAGAGGCAAGAGGCCUGCUGGAGGCAUGCCUGUGACCUUGAAUCCUCAUCGUGUCUGUACAAAUACUUUGACUGCCGUAGGGUUAUGGAGACCGGAAGGAAUUUAUGGUUCUUGUCCAGCAAUGUUACGAAUCAGUGCAAUCCGGAUAAGAGCCAUUAUCCUUUUGGAAUCUAUGGAGAUGCUGUAUCUUUCGACGUCACAUCAGCUAGCUUCUUCAACAAGUACUUCUACUGCCUCUGGUGGGGCUUGAAGAACCUUAGUUCUCUGGGGCAGAAUCUUGCUACAAGCACCUAUGUUGGAGAGAUAAGCUUUGCGAUCAUUAUGGCGACGCUUGGUCUCGUCUUGUUUGCGUUGCUCAUCGGAAAUAUGCAAACAUACCUUCAAUCGACAACAGUUCGAUUAGAAGAGUGGAGAAUACGAAGAACAGAUACCGAGCAGUGGAUGCAUCAUCGGCAGCUGCCUCAAGAGCUGAGGCAGUCCGUGCGCAAGUAUGAUCAGUACAAAUGGGUUGCCACGAGAGGCGUUGACGAGGAAGUUCUGCUCAAGGGCCUCCCUCUCGAUCUCAGGCGCGACAUCAAGCGCCACCUCUGCUACGACCUUGUUCGAAGGGUGCCUCUCUUCGACCAGAUGGACGAGAGGAUGUUGGACGCGAUAUGCGAGAGGCUCAAGCCCGCGCUGUGCACAGAGGGCACGUGCCUAGUGCGGGAGGGCGAUCCCGUCAAUGAAAUGCUAUUCAUUAUACGGGGGAACCUCGAUUCCUACACCACGAAUGGCGGUCGGACCGGGUUCUUCAACUCCUGCCGCAUUGGUCCAGGGGACUUCUGCGGCGAGGAGCUUCUCACGUGGGCCCUCGACCCCCGCCCGAGCGUCAUCCUCCCGUCCUCCACGCGGACGGUGAAGGCCAUAUCGGAGGUCGAGGCAUUCGCCCUCCGAGCCGAGGAUUUGAAGUUUGUGGCGGGGCAGUUUCGGAGGCUACAUAGCAAGCAACUAAGGCACAAGUUUAGAUUCUACUCCCACCAGUGGAGGGCUUGGGCUGCUUGCUUCAUUCAGGCGGCGUGGCGGCGAUACAAGAAGCGGAGGAGUGCGGCGGAGCUCCGGGCGUUGGAGAGUCUGGAUGAAGAGGAAUCGGAGCAACAGGCUGAGGAGAAGGAGAUGCAUGUUUAUGCAGGGAGAUUGGCUGCUAGUAGGAGAGUUGUUAAGCAUCUCAAGCAUACUGACUCCGGUUCGAGUACAGCUGGUUCGCUGCAGAAGCCGACUGAACCGGACUUUUCUACUAUAGAGGAUGAAUAGAAAUCGGGCAAAUGUGAGGCCUUGGGAGGUGGAUUUCUGACGGUUAACGACUCUCUCUCUUAGCGGAUCAAAUGUGUAUCCUGAUUGGACACUCAUCAUAAUAUUAUCGGCUCGAGAUGUGGGGGCCUUGGUGGGGUUUCAACCUUUUUGCAAGAAAUCAGGCAAAUGUACAAUGUAAAGCUGAAAUUGUACGUGGAUAUGUGGAUUAUUUGACAUUAUUCUUUUUUAUAUAUGUAUAAUGUUUUCGGUUAGAGUGGAUUUGAGUGGUUGUGGGUGUGAAUGAUAUAGAUAAAUAAAAACUAUACUUAGUUUA
Messenger RNA from Salvia hispanica, 2889 nucleotides. It is a transcript of the gene CNGC15, whose product is annotated as cyclic nucleotide-gated channel 15. The record is from RefSeq and is a predicted model, not a curated record. NCBI's taxonomy places the organism in Eukaryota, Viridiplantae, Streptophyta, Magnoliopsida, Lamiales, Lamiaceae. Gene Ontology annotation, cellular component: membrane. Gene Ontology annotation, biological process: transmembrane transport; monoatomic ion transport. Gene Ontology annotation, molecular function: monoatomic ion channel activity.